GUACUGAUGGUUACCUGGAGGUCAUUCCGGGGAUCAACUCCCCCGUGGCCCGGUCCAUGACCAGGCCUCCCGGUAACAUCAGUAUUAAAAUUAUUGUUGAUAAUGAGUUUCAACUAAAGAGUCCAACAGUGAUGAGCAUGGAAAGAUUUAAUACAUUUUGAAUUAUGCUGUUGUCUUUUAUAUUUUGCAAAUAUCUUGCCUUUAUACCUAUAAAUCUCAGUUACUUUUAGUUGGUACAUUAAUAUACUCAUAUAAUAUUUUAUAAAAUAUUUACAGUUAUGUUCUUGAAAACAUAUCCUUUUACACAGCUCAGCAACAGCAGUCAGGAAAGGGUCGAGGAGCAAAGCGAAAAAUGCCAGAGACCACUGCUGGCAAUAAAAAGGCUCGAGGAGACAUGCCAGCUCCUAAACUACAUGGUUAUCCAGUAGAUCAUCCUUUUAAUAAAGAUGGUUACAGAUAUAUUCUUGCUGAGCCUGAUCCUCAUGCCCCUUUCAGACAAGAGUUUGAUGACAGUAAUGAUUGGGCAGGUAAACCAAUUCCUGGAUGGCUCUAUCGUGCUCUCAGUCCUGGGGCUGUGCUCCUUGCUCUGCAUGACCGUGCUCCACAACUUCGUACAGCUGAUGAUCGUCUGGCUGUGACGGGAGACAAAGGUUAUUGUCUCAUCAGAGCCACUCAUGGUGUGAGUCGUGGAGUAUGGUACUGGGAGUGUACCAUAGAAGAGCAGCCAGAAGGUUCUCACACACGCAUAGGUUGGUGCCAACAGCUUGCUAACCUUCAGGCACCACUUGGAUAUGAUAAAUUUGGAUAUUCAUGGAGGUCAAGGAAGGGGACAGUGUUUCAUGAAUCACGAGGGAAACAUUACUAUGAUGGAAGUUUUGGUGAGGGAGAUGUGCUGGGCAUUAUGAUUGACCUUCCAGAGAAGAACCCUGUCUCACAAUUCCCACCAACAUACAAGGAUAAGCCACUAGUCAAAUUCCGAUCCCAUCUGUAUUAUGAAGAUAAGGAUGAUGUACCAGAAGCCCUGAAGAAUUUGAAACCUCUCCCAGGGAGUAAAAUGAUAUUUUUCAAAAAUGGAAAAUGCUGUGGUGAGGCUUUCCGGAAUGUCUAUGGGGGUACAUAUUAUCCGGGAGUCUCUCUAUACAAAAACAUUACUGUAUCUGUCAAUUUUGGACCAGACUUCAAGCAUCCUCCUUCCUCCUAUGAAUAUAGAGGGUUACAUGAAAGGUGUGAGGAAUCCAUGGUGGAGAGGACACUUGCAGACAUGACCUACCUAGUAGAGAAUGAGGGAAAGUUAAGACUGGAUGUGUUUUACCUAAAUGAUAUCUUGCUUAUGGUAAUCUUAAGCUGUAAACUUUCCAACAGUAGAUUUUUUUAUGCUACAGAAACCUGAGAGUCAGA
Messenger RNA from Cherax quadricarinatus, 1398 nucleotides. It is a transcript of the gene ash2, whose product is annotated as Set1/Ash2 histone methyltransferase complex subunit ash2. The record is from RefSeq and is a predicted model, not a curated record. Gene Ontology annotation, molecular function: protein binding; transcription cis-regulatory region binding. NCBI's taxonomy places the organism in Eukaryota, Metazoa, Arthropoda, Malacostraca, Decapoda, Parastacidae. Gene Ontology annotation, cellular component: Set1C/COMPASS complex.